Aedes albopictus (Asian tiger mosquito) is the source of this 821-nucleotide messenger RNA. RefSeq lists its product as uncharacterized. The transcript has 2 exons. The record is from RefSeq and is a predicted model, not a curated record. The coding region runs from base 99 to 692 and encodes 197 amino acids. NCBI's taxonomy places the organism in Eukaryota, Metazoa, Arthropoda, Insecta, Diptera, Culicidae.
CUACAGCACUAGGCUUCGCGACUCCGAAUCACAGAAACGACUGGUAAGACGGCGAAUGUGAACAGUUGAAAAACGAGAAGAAUGCAGCAUGGGCGAGAAUGCUGCAACACCGUACGAGAGCGAAUGAGGCACGUUACAAACAGGCGCGGAACAGACAGAACUCAGUCUUCCGGAUGAAGAAGCGCCAGCAGGAAGAACGAGAUCGCGAAGCGAUGGAAGAGCUGUACCGCGCUAAGGACACACGAAAGUUCUACGAGAAGCUGAACCGCUCGCGCAGAGGCUUUGUGCCACAAGCCGACAUGUGCCGAGAUAAUCACGGGAAUAUUCUCGCGAGCGAGCGUGAGGUGGUCGAGAGGUGGUGGCAGCAUUACGAUGAGCACCUCAAUGGCGACGUUGCAAGUACCGAAGGUGGCGUGGUAACAGAUCUUGGAGUAUGUGCACAGGACGAAAGACUUCCGGCCCCUGACCUCCAAGAGAUUGAGCAGGAGGUUGGCCGGUUGAAAAACAACAAAGCCGCUGGAGCAGAUCAACUACCAAGCGAGCUUCUAAAAUACGGUGGAGAAGCACUGUUGAGAGCACUACACUGGGUCAUUACCAAGAUUUGGGAGGAGGAAGUAUUACCGGAGGAAUUGAUGGAAGGUAUCGUGUGUCCCAUCUACAAAAAGGGCGACAACACAGACAAACAGACGUAACACUUGCGAAAUUCCCAUCGACCACGCUUUUAACGAUCAUUUUAAAUUUUCAUAGUUGUGGCUUUCACAACCAGAGGCGCGCGCAUCGUUUUUAUAUGUGUUUGACGUUUCACACUAGCGCCUUCUGUU